Pochonia chlamydosporia 170 is the source of this 762-nucleotide messenger RNA. Its product is annotated as glycoside hydrolase family 75. Gene Ontology annotation, molecular function: chitosanase activity. Bases 1 to 762 code for a protein of 253 amino acids. The transcript has 3 exons. Lineage: Eukaryota; Fungi; Ascomycota; Sordariomycetes; Hypocreales; Clavicipitaceae. The record is from RefSeq and is a predicted model, not a curated record.
AUGCAUCGCGCAACUAUCUCCGCUGCCGUGGCUACUCUCCUUGCAGGCAAUGUCCUUGCAAGAGAUGUCCCCUCCAACGUCAAGGCUCUGUAUGACUCCAUCAGAUCAUCCGGGUCAUGCAGCAACGUCUUACAAGGAGGAUUCUUCAGCCAAGAAGACGACUCCAAGGACUUCUGCUACUGCGGUGACCAUCUUCAGGACAAGGGUAUCAUCUACCUCCAAGGCAAUGGAGGUCAACUCGUCAACAUGGACAUUGACUGUGACGGUCACCUAGGUCAGGGGAACGGAGACUGCGAUAGCUCCGGCGAUACCCAAGGCCAGACAACCUUCGGAGAUACCGUUGCCAGCUACGACAAGGGCAUCGAUGACCUCAAUGCCUACGUGCACUCAUACGUGGUUCUCGGUAACCAGGGCAGCGGAGACGGUUACGUUGAGUACGACCCUCAGGGCGAUGGUGUCGAGCCACUGUCCGUUGUCGCAGUCGUUUGCGGAGACAAGAUGUUCUACGGUGUCUGGGGAGAUACCAACGGUGACGACGGCCCACCACUGGUCGGCGAAGUCUCUCUUUCUCUUGGCCAGGCUUGCUAUGGCCGCGCUGUCAAUGGAAAUGAGGCCCACGAUGACAACGACGUGCUGUACAUUGCUUUCAAGGGCAGCAAUGCUGUUCCCGGAGCUGAUGGUGCUGAUUGGGGUGCGAGCAGCUUUGACGACUUUGAGAACUCUUUGGCGUCUUUGGGUGACAGUCUUGUUUCUCAGCUGUAA